Vigna angularis (adzuki bean) is the source of this 3473-nucleotide messenger RNA. Its product is annotated as short integuments 2, mitochondrial. Gene Ontology annotation, cellular component: mitochondrion. Gene Ontology annotation, molecular function: GTP binding; GTPase activity. Bases 2168 to 3253 code for a protein of 361 amino acids. The record is from RefSeq and is a predicted model, not a curated record. The transcript is spliced from 12 exons. NCBI's taxonomy places the organism in Eukaryota, Viridiplantae, Streptophyta, Magnoliopsida, Fabales, Fabaceae.
CCCGGAUAAAUAAAAGUGGAAAGCUAUGCAAUUCAUCUGAUGAUCCAGUGGUGGUAACAGUUAAUUUUCUUUUACAUUUUGUGGGAGGAUUAAUUGUUUAAAAAAAUAUGAUUUUAUUUGCUUUUUUUGAAUAAUGGUAGAUUCUGAAUGGUGUAUUUGGUUGAGAUGCAUUACAUACCUUUCUACAGUUAACUAGAGAAUAUUACUAAAAGAUAUAGUUCCUCAUAUAUUUCGCGAAUCUGGAUUUGUGAAUGAUGAGUUGGGUUUCAGACAUAGUAGUAUUCCACGUUUUAUCUAAAUUUUGGAGAUAUUUUGUGUGUGAUUAAUAACUGCUUCAUCAAUUGGUAAAGGAAGAGCAGAGUGGUAUGCUACAGUUCAGUGGUAAUAAAGAAAGGAGGAGAAAGAUGGAAUGGAAUGGGAGUGAGUAGAAGUGAUAUUAAAUAGCCAAAGGGAGAGCAAAAUUUUUUGUUUUUUUUGGUAAAGGGAGAGUAGCAUUGGCAGCAUAUUUUGGCCAAUGGAGAGCAGUAUACACAACAUUUUUUAUUUAUAGAAGAGAGGCAGUCAUGACUCCACAGUUUUUAGGCAUUGAUUUGUAUGGGGUUACUGAUGGUUUUUAGGCAAUGGAGUGAGCUAGGCUAAGUAAUUGGGCUUUGAAGGAAAAAAAUGGGCUUAAAUUCUGGGAUUAUAUUGUGACUGCCAAGCUUUUAAAUUGGUAUAAAACAAGUUCAAUUAAAUCUUAUAGGAUAAAAGUUUCUUAACUUAACUGUUGCAUUGACUUUGUUUAAAAACAAUAAAGUUACAUUAGUACUUCAAUGCUUUUCUCUCUGUUUUUCUUAUAUUUGCAGAGAUUUUCAUUUAUGAAGUAAUAUUUAGACUGAAAAUAGUGGAAGCACAAGAUUUGAAUGUGCAUUUGGUUUGGGUUUUGUUGAAAGUUGAAUUGAAUAAUGAAGGUAGAAGAGUUUGUUUAGAGUUAUCUCAUAUAUAAUAGAGCAAAUUAUAAUUAGUGUAGCUCUCUGCAGAAUUAAAUGAAGUCAAAGGGGAGUAAUGAGAUGAAACAAUGAUAAUAUGAAAAGUUCUGGUUUUGUUCUUUCUUCAAUCAAAAAAUAAAGGAUGGGAGGUUGUCACGUUUUCAUAUGUUUUACUAGUCUUAAUAAUGAUUUAUAAUAUGCUUCUUUUAUAUUUUCUUCGAACCAAUUUCAGUUUGCAGUUCAAUUAGUGGAAUGAACGAAAGAGGGGUUCUUUCCUUUUUACUAUAUUAUUAUUAUAAUUAGAAUUACUACAUAAUUUAAAACAGCUUUUUGUUCCCCUGAAUUUUCCUUCUUUGACUUGAACGUGAUAUAAAAAUACUUCCAUCAAUUUAUUCUUAUUAUUAGCUGAAGCCAUUAUUGACGAGAACAGGGCCUAAAUUUAUGAGACCUCUAUGUCAACAUGCAAAUAUGGGAGACUGUAACAUAAAUGACAAACUGUGCAACAUUUCAACUAGGGCUGGGCAAAAGUGACUUUUGAUGAUGAUAAAUCAAAAGCAGUGGAUUUCAAUAUUAUCCACCAUCUAAUCCUGAUUUCCAAGCUAUUGAAGAAGAAAAUCCUCCACUGUUAUUGAAGAGCCACGUGUUGUUAACCGGUCUCCUAUUAAUUUGGAUGAUUGAAGAUCAAGAAAGAAGCACUGAUCACAUAAACCAAGUAUAUAUGUUCUGGAUUCCCUUGGGCUGGGGUACUGGUUCCAAGUAUCUCGGACAUAGACACAAGAUUAAAGCUGGCUCUGGCAGUGUCAAAGGCUCGUUACUUUUGAAGACUCGCCGCCCUUGAAGUCUUGUUGCCGUACAAGGCUCUCGUCGUCGAAGACUCACCGCGGUAGAAGGCUCGCUGCUGUCGGAGGCUUUGCCGCACUCGUCGCCAAACUACGAAAGGCUUUGCCGCACUCUGCCGUCGCUGAACUGUUACCACCAUCGGAAGUUGUGAGAACACUUCUCCUGGACAGAGAAGCAAAGGCAAAUCAUUCUCCAAAGGUGACUUUUGAUGAUGAUAAAUCAAAAACAGUGGAUUUCAAUAUUAUCCACCAUCUAAUCCUGAUUUCCAAGUUAUUGAAGAAGAAAAUCCUCCACUGUUAUUGAAGAGCCACGUACAGUGCAGAUAGUGCAGUUUGCCCACCCCUUUAAGUUUAGGAGACAUGGCGUUCAACGUCGGCGGAGGAGCUAUCAACUGGUUCCCUGGCCACAUGGCCGCCGCCAGACGCGCCAUCCGUCAACGUCUCAAACUCUCCGACCUAGUCAUCGAAGUCCGAGAUGCUCGACUUCCUCUCUCCUCUGCCAACGUCGAUCUCCAGCCCCACCUCUCCACUAAACGACGCGUCGUGGCACUCAAUAAAAAAGACCUUGCCAACCCUAACAUCAUGCAUAAAUGGACGCAUUAUUUCGAAACGUGCAAGCAGGAUUGCAUUGCAAUAAACGCUCACAGUCAGAGUUCUGUGAGGAAGCUUCUAGAGCUGGUGGAGUUCAAGCUGAAAGAAGUCAUUUGCCGGGAACCGACACUACUUGUGAUGGUGGUCGGUGUUCCCAAUGUUGGCAAGUCUGCUUUGAUUAACUCCAUUCAUCAGAUUGCAAAGUCUCGCUUUACAGCGCAAGAGAAGAUGAAGCGUGCUGCUGUGGGUCCGUUACCUGGUGUUACUCAAGACAUAGCAGGAUUUAAGAUAGCACAUAAACCAAGUAUAUAUGUCCUGGAUUCCCCUGGGGUAUUGGUUCCGAGUAUCUCGGACAUAGAGACAGGGUUAAAGCUGGCUCUGGCAGGGUCAGUCAAAGAUUCAAUAGUGGGUGAGGAGCGUAUUGCGCAGUACUUAUUGGCAGUUUUGGAUACUCGGGGGACUCCAUUUCACUGGAAGCACCUAAAUAAUAGGAGACUGGAUGGGAUUGAAUACGAAGCGGAGGUGAAUCAUGAAUAUAGUCUGAAAAAUCUUAAGCCAAAGAGAAGAAAUCCGCCAAAUAGAUCUGAUUUGGUGUAUGUUGAGGAUCUUGUAAUGGGAGUUCAGCAUGCGCUCUAUUCAACUCUAACAGAAUUCAAUGGGAAUGUGGAAGACGAGAAUGACCUGGAGUGCCUUAUUGACCUGCAAUUUAGUGCACUCCAAAAGGCAAUGAAGAUACCUCACAAGGCUUCAGAAGCACGGUUAAUGGUAUCCAAGAAGUUACUUGCUCUAUUCAGGACAGGUAAGCUUGGUCCUUUCAUUCUUGAUGAUGUCCCAAAGGUCAAGCCUGCAACAUAAUGUCAAUUGAAUCUUUCUACCCACCUCUCUUUUUCUGUGUAUUAGAUCUCCUACCUUUACUCCUUCCCCAUUUCUGCUAUAUGUAUUAUCUUUCAUUCUAAGUUUUGCUGUAACUUGUAAGUAAGGAUUAAUUUAAUUUAGGAAGAUAUUGAGAUUAUUUUCAGUAAAUGCGGGUAAUUUGCCAGCAUUUCAGUUCUUAAUAUUUUCGUUCCCCCAAAAA